Molecule: messenger RNA, 3121 nt
Organism: Microcebus murinus (gray mouse lemur)
Lineage: Eukaryota; Metazoa; Chordata; Mammalia; Primates; Cheirogaleidae
Gene: FTSJ3
Product: FtsJ RNA 2'-O-methyltransferase 3
Biological process (GO): rRNA methylation; maturation of 5.8S rRNA from tricistronic rRNA transcript (SSU-rRNA, 5.8S rRNA, LSU-rRNA); maturation of LSU-rRNA from tricistronic rRNA transcript (SSU-rRNA, 5.8S rRNA, LSU-rRNA)
Cellular component (GO): nucleus; nucleolus; preribosome, large subunit precursor
Molecular function (GO): rRNA (guanine) methyltransferase activity; rRNA (uridine-2'-O-ribose)-methyltransferase activity
Source: RefSeq, a predicted model, not a curated record
GGAAAGAAAGGGAAUAUAAUUCCUAAGUGUUGCUUCUUAGAAACUUGGUUUUUAAUUCUUGUAAUCUGCCUCCUGAUCCCAACGUUCAAUUUAUAAAACCUGGGGGACAGACCGUACAGAUAAUCCAUGGCCACACUCAAAAUGGCGGAAAACGGAAACAUUGGAGCCAGGGGCGGAAACGGAAGUACGCUUGUUGCCUCCAUGUGCCGCUGCAAGAGUGGCGAAAACGGCGCUAGGUCUAGGUUGAGUGACACUCCCCCAUUCCAGCAUGGGCAAGAAGGGCAAAGUUGGCAAGAGCCGACGGGACAAGUUUUAUCACUUGGCUAAGGAGACGGGUUACCGUUCCCGCUCUGCUUUCAAGCUAAUCCAGCUCAAUCGCCGCUUUCAGUUCCUGCAGAAAGCCCGAGCCUUGCUGGACCUCUGUGCUGCGCCAGGGGGAUGGCUGCAGGUGGCUGCCAAGUUUAUGCCUGUAUCCAGUCUUAUUGUGGGAGUGGACCUGGUUCCAAUCAAGCCUCUCCCCAAUGUGGUGACUCUCCAGGAGGACAUCACAACAGAACGCUGUAGGCAGGCCCUGAGGAAGGAGCUGAAGACCUGGAAAGUUGAUGUCGUGCUCAAUGAUGGGGCUCCCAAUGUUGGGGCUAGCUGGGUCCAUGAUGCUUACUCACAAGCUCAUUUGACACUGAUGGCUCUGCGUUUGGCUUGUGAUUUUUUGGCCCGUGGUGGCUGCUUCAUCACAAAGGUUUUCCGUUCCCGUGACUAUCAGCCCCUCCUGUGGAUCUUUCAGCAACUGUUCCACCGUGUCCAGGCCACCAAGCCCCAAGCCUCUCGCCAUGAAUCUGCAGAGAUCUUUGUCAUCUGCCAGGGAUUCUUGGCUCCUGACAAGGUUGAUAGCAAAUUCUUUGACCCCAAAUUUGCUUUCAAGGAAGUUGAGGUUCAGGCAAAGACUGUUACUGAGUUGGUGACUAAGAAAAAACCAAAGGCUGAAGGCUAUGCUGAUGGUGACCUCACUCUGUAUCACCGAACCUCAGUCACUGACUUCCUUCGAGCUGCCAACCCUGUUGACUUCCUCUCCAAGGCCAGCGAAAUCUUGUUAGAUGAUGAAGAGUUGGCCCAGCAUCCAGCUACCACUGAGGACAUACGGGCAUGCUGUCAGGACAUCAAAGUGCUGGGGCGAAAGGAGCUCAGGUCCCUACUGAACUGGAGAACAAAGCUUCGGCGACAUGUGGCCAAGAAGCUGAAAGAGCAAGCAAAAGCACUGGACAUCAGCCUCAGCUCAGGAGAGGAAGAAGAAGGUGAUGAGGAAGAGUCAACAGCUGGGACCGUAAGGCAACUGUCUAAAGAAGAGGAGGAGGAGGAACAACUGAACCAGACCCUGGCAGAGAUGAAGGCCCAGGAGGUGGCGGAAUUAAAGAGGAAGAAAAAGAAGCUGCUGCGUGAGCAGAGAAAACAGCGGGAGCGUGUGGAGCUGAAGAUGGAUCUGCCAGGGGUUUCCAUUGCAGAUGAGGGGGAGACUGGCAUGUUCUCCCUGCGCACCAUCCGGGGUCACCAGUUGUUAGAGGAAGUAACAAAAGGGGAUAUGAGUGCUGCAGACACACUCCUGUCUGAUCUGUCAAGAGAUGACAUCUAUGUAUCAGAUGUUGAAGAGGAUGAUGAUGAUGCAUCUCUGGAUAGUGACCUGGAUCCAGAGGAGCUGGCAGGAGUCAGGGGACAUCCGGAUCUAAAAGACCAGAAGCGAGUGCGAUAUGCUGAAGUGGAAGAUAAAGAGGAAGAGGAAGAAGAGAAUCCAUUGCUGGUACCACUGGAGGAAAAAGCAGUGCUGCAGGAAGAACAGGCCACCCUGUGGUUCUCAAAGGAUGGCUUCAGUGGGAUUGAGGAUGAUGCAGAUGAGGCCCUGGAGAUCAGUCAGGCCCAGCUGUUGUAUGAGAGCCGUCGGAAGGGACAGCAGCAGCUGCCACCGCCACCACCACCACCUUCCAGUUUGAAGACUGAGAAAAAGUCUCCCCGGUGCCAGGAUGAGGCCCCUAAGGGGCCAGAGGCUUCUUCAGGGACAGAAGCUGCCCCUGGCCCUGAAGGGAAAGAAAGAGAUGGCAGCUCAGACAGUGACAGCAGCAGCAGUGAGGAUGAAGAGAGCUGGGAAGCACCCCGUGGUAAGAAGCGCAGACGUGGGCCUAAGUCAGAUGACGAUGGGUUUGAGAUAGUGCCUAUCGAGGACCCAGUGAAACAUCGGAUACUGGAUGCUGAAGGCCUUGCUCUAGGUGCUGUUAUUGCCUCUUCCAAAAAGGCCAAGAGAGACCUCAUAGAUAACUCCUUCAACAGGUAUACAUUUAAUGAGGAAGAGGGAGAGCUUCCAGAGUGGUUUGUGCAGGAGGAAAAGCAGCAUCGGAUACGGCAGUUGCCUAUUGACAAGAAAGAGGUAGAGCAUUACCGGAAGCGCUGGAGGGAAAUCAACGCUCGUCCCAUCAAGAAAGUGGCGGAGGCCAAGGCCAGAAAGAAAAGGAGGAUGCUGAAAAAGCUGGAACAGACUAGGAAGAAGGCAGAAGCUGUGGUGAACACAGUGGACAUCUCAGAACGCGAGAAAGUGGCACAGCUGCGAAGUCUCUACAAGAAGGCUGGGCUUGGCAAGGAGAAGCGCCAAGUCACCUAUGUUGUAGCCAAAAAAGGUGUGGGCCGCAAAGUACGCCGGCCAGCUGGAGUUAGAGGCCAUUUUAAGGUGGUGGACUCAAGGAUGAAGAAGGACCAAAGAGCACAGCAGCGUAAGGAGCAAAAGAAAAAACACAAGCGGAAGUGAGCAGAGGUACUAGGCCUCUGAGAAGUGUCAGGACUAGGGGGAAAGAUGGUGGCAUGGCCCACUCUGCCUCAGUACCAGCCCCGCCCUCACUUGAAUUGCAGCUGUCUGACAGUGAGAUGGGAGGAUGUCCUCCUGCCUGAAGGGCAUUCUCCCACAAAAACACUGCUGAAAUGUCUUUACAGACCCCACAAUCCUUCCAUGAAGAAUGUGAGGGUACUGAAUAAAAAGUCAAUGUUAAACUAUAAGGGGAGGUUAGGUGUUGGGGCGGCAUUCAUUGUAGGGGCCUCUCAAGUCUUCCCCCUUCCUACUGAAUAAAACCAGGGUGGUGGGAGA